This is a messenger RNA of Trifolium pratense (red clover), 2382 nucleotides long. Its product is annotated as LEAF RUST 10 DISEASE-RESISTANCE LOCUS RECEPTOR-LIKE PROTEIN KINASE-like 2.1. Gene Ontology annotation, biological process: protein phosphorylation. The transcript is spliced from 4 exons. Lineage: Eukaryota; Viridiplantae; Streptophyta; Magnoliopsida; Fabales; Fabaceae. Bases 75 to 2216 code for a protein of 713 amino acids. The record is from RefSeq and is a predicted model, not a curated record. Gene Ontology annotation, molecular function: ATP binding; protein kinase activity; polysaccharide binding.
AAAACAAACCAAUCACAAUAUUUGCUCAUGAGGGGUUCAUUUAGUAAUUUUCAGACCCUCUUGAAAACUUUUGAAUGAUGAAAAAACAAGCUCAAUUUUCUUGUUCAUCAUAUUUACAAACACUAGUAUCAAUAUUUACUACAACUCUUCUCCUUUUCCAUCAAAAUUCUCUAGCUAAACAUCACCAACCAUGUCCAACUUCAUCAUGUGGCAGAAUUCACAACAUAACAUAUCCAUUUCGUCUCAAAACCGAUCCAAACCAGUGUGGCGACUCAAGGUACGAAUUAGAUUGCAACGAAUUCGGUGCAUCAUUAACUAUGUUCUCGGGGAAAUACUACGUACAACACAUCGAUUACAAGAGAUAUACAAUUUCAUUAAGCGACGCCGGUGCAGUGGAAGAUACUAAUUGCUCUUCCAUACCACGGUACUUUCUAUACGACCGUAGUUUCCAUAAUAUUCUUUAUGGUGAACAGGAUUUUGGAUCUGAACCGUUCCUUUUGGAUCUAAGUCCACCAAGAGUCGCAUAUUUCAAUUGUUCUAAUCCAGUUAAAGAUCCACGGUAUGUUACCGUGGACACAAGUCAUUGUAGCAUACGAGGAAUUGGUCAUGUGUAUGCUGUUUUGGAACAAUCAUUGUCUGAGUAUAGUUUUGAGGAUAUUAAGAUUGGGUGUGAGUUUAUGGUGGCUACGUUGACUAAGGAAUGGUUUGAGGACAUUAGGAAGGGGAAUGUUUCUUAUGAUGAGAUUCAUGGGUUGAUUGUCGAUGGAUUUGAGGUUUCUUGGUUACCCGCGGUUUGUGAAAGUCGAUGUGGUAAAGGGACAAUUUGUGAGGUUGUUGAUGAAAAAAGUGGACAAGUUAAAUGUGGGAAGCGAUUCUGUCAUUAUGCUUACCAAACAACCAAUAAGUGUGAACUUCAACAGCAGAUAUUUGGUUAUAUCCGCGCUUAUCUUAGAGGCAUUUUUAUUGGACUUGGAAGUAGAAUCACAUUUAGCACAAGACAAUUGGACAAUCCAGUUGGACUAGAAUAUUUUGAUGGAGGAAUAUUCAUAGGAAGAAAAGUUAUACCGAUAUUCGUAGCAGCUAGAUUUAUAUUUGGAGUUACAGUUCUACUUGUGCUAUUUAUCUAUAAAUGGAGAAGAAGACAUGUAUCAAUGUAUGAUAACAUUGAAAACUUUUUGCUUGAGAGCAAUCUAAAUCCAAUUAGGUAUGAGUACAAAGAAAUCAAGAAGAUGACCGGAGGUUUCAGAGUGAAAUUAGGUCAAGGUGGUUUCGGUGCUGUGUACAAAGGAAAGCUAAGAAGUGGACCGGAUGUCGCAAUAAAGAUGUUGACAAAAACAAAUGUUAAUAAUGGACAAGAUUUUAUUAAUGAAGUUGCGACCAUUGGAAGAAUACAUCAUGUUAAUGUAGUUCGUUUGGUUGGAUAUUGUGUUGAAGGAAAAAAGAGUGCGUUGGUUUAUGAAUUCAUGCCGAAUGGAUCGUUGGAUAAAUACAUUUUCCCUAAAGAAGGAGUUGUCCCUUUGAGUUAUGAGAAAGUAUAUGAAAUAUCUCUUGGAAUAGCUCGUGGGAUAUCGUAUCUACAUCAAGGUUGUGAUAUGCAAAUUCUUCAUUUUGAUAUCAAACCUCAUAAUAUCCUUCUAGAUGAAGAUUUUGUUCCGAAGGUUUCGGAUUUUGGACUUGCAAAGCUAUAUCCUGUGAACGAUAGCAUUGUUCCGUUAACUGCGGCCAGAGGAACUUUGGGUUACAUGGCUCCUGAAUUGUUCUAUAAAAAUAUCGGAGGAGUUUCUUACAAGGCUGAUGUAUAUAGUUUUGGAAUGCUUUUGAUGGAAAUGGCAGGUAAAAGGAAGAACAUGAAUCCUAACGCAGAGCAUUCGAGUCAACAUUACUUCCCAUUUUGGAUUUAUGAUCAAUUUAAAGAAGAGAAAGAUAUCGAAAUAAUGGAAGAUGUCUCAGAAGAGGGAAUGACUAUAGCUAAAAAGAUGUUCAUGGUUGCGCUUUGGUGUAUUCAGUUGAAACCGAGUGGUCGUCCUUCAAUGAACAAAGUAGUAGAGAUGCUUGAAGGGAAAACGGAAAGCACUGAACUACCUCCAAGGCCUUCUUUUUAUCCAAAUGAAAAUUAUAAACAUCAUGAAGAAAUCGACUCUGAUCAAUCAUCAUGGGGUGAUUCCACUAGUAUUGGUCAAGCCUCGACUAAUUAUUCACUGGACAGUUCCUCUUGACAAACAGCAAUCAUAUCAGCAGAACUUUGGUGAUGUUAUUUGAGUGUGUGAGAUUUUCUGGUUUGAAACUAUGAAAUGUUUAGAUAAUUUUUCUGUGACUCCAUCCUGUGGCAAAGAAAAUAAGGCUUUGUUGUAAUUCUUCAACUCAUUAUUCUUUUCUUCUUUA